Molecule: messenger RNA, 1517 nt
Organism: Scleropages formosus (Asian bonytongue)
Lineage: Eukaryota; Metazoa; Chordata; Actinopteri; Osteoglossiformes; Osteoglossidae
Gene: sertad3
Product: SERTA domain containing 3
Exons: 1
Coding region: 1-741 (246 amino acids)
Cellular component (GO): nucleus
Molecular function (GO): transcription regulator activity
Source: RefSeq, a predicted model, not a curated record
AUGGCCAAAGGACAGAAGCGCAAGUUCCUGUGGGAUUUAGAUGGUGCGUAUGAGAACGAGCGUCAGUGUGUGUUAGACAUUUCCCUAGGCAAGUUCCACCACAUGCACAUGUUGGAGACUAGUUUGCGGUGUAAGGUGCUCGUUGGCAACACUCUACGCAAAAUCCAGGAGGAGAUCCAUCUAGAGGGCAUUCUGACGAAGGAGGUGAACCCUUGCACUGUAACCUCACCUUGUGCCGCUACAGAGACUUGUCCGCGAGUCGACAACAGUAGCCCCCCGCUCUCUGUGACCGUGGGAGCAGAGAAUACUGGUGAUGCCUGGUCAGCACUGUCCUCUGAAGAGCAGUUGUCCCUAGUGUCAGCCAUCAAUUGCAUCUUGAAGGACCUAGAUUCAGUCUUUGAUGGCCCUCAACCACAGACGCAGGUCCCACUUGGGUCCACUGGAGAUUCAGGUACUGAAGAAAACCACAUCAUGGAGACAGGAAUUUUGGGGAGCUUUGAGAUCAUCCCUUCCUGUUACCUCAGUGAUGCUGCGUUCGAUGACCCCUUUGGGGAUAUCGACACAUCUCAUUUUCAGCCGGAGAUGGCUUACUUGGAUUCACAACCCUUUAGUGCAGCUGCCACUGAUGCAGCCUUGAACUCAACAACAGUAUCCUCAUCAUUAUCACUGUCUUUCCACAGUCAGAAUUCAAGGGACCUGAGCGAACUUGAUCACAUUAUGGAUAUUCUUGUAGGGUCCUGACACUGGUUACACUGCGUGUUUUGCAAUUUCUUUGAAGUCUAACAUUUUGCCACUUUAAUUUAGGGUCCCAGGUUAUUACAUGACUCAUUCUGCAUUGUUUGGGUCCUUCUCAACUACAUACUGUUGGUGAUUCUGACAUGAGUAGCUUGCCUUUUAAGAAACUUUUAUUUAUAUUUUAAUAUAUUUUGCUGUGAAAUAUUUCAAGUUUAUUAAAGUCAAACAAAAUGAAGAACCAGUAUUUGUGUUCUACUGUUCAGUAUUGAAAACAUUGAGGUUAUGUAGACAAUGUAUUAGUGUCAUCUUCUGUGAAGAUUGAUCUUUAUUUGGAUUUUGAUUUGUAAUUUAUCUUCAACUGUUAUCUAUAAAUCCUCUGGUCAAUAGUACACCAUGUGCCUUAUCAAACUUCUGCCUUGACCCACAAGACCUUUGCCCUCUGGUCUACUUGGGGUCUCUAAAAGAUUUUCAACAAAAUCUGUAUUCUGUGGCAUUUGUGGCACAUGAAAUGUUUCCUGAAUUCCAUUCCCCCUACCAACAUUGAGUAUUGCUCACAAAAGUUGUACUGAAUAUUUAGUGUAAUUUAAUAUUUGCUUUGGUUUCAGGUUCUUUAAAAGAGGUGAUGUUUUGCAUUGAUUACAUUUGCAUGCUGGGGAUUGCAAAUACCUUGUUGUAGAGUGGUUGUUCAGAAUCAAGCAAGCAUUAGGAAUUGUUCUUUAAGUGAGCCUGGGGUUUCUGGUUGUGAUGUAUUAAUGGACUUUUAUUACUGCCUCAUUUGAUAA